CCUAUGUUAGUCUCAGAGAGUAAAUGCAAAUAUUAGAAAAAUAACCCCCGUCCCCACUCAUAAAUGGUAUCGUCCAAAGAUGGCAGCCUCCGUGUGGAAGCGUUGUAUGAGUGCAGCAGUCAAAGUUAAAUGUUUAUCGCCGUCUCUUUCAGCCAGAAGAUGGUUGCUCUCUGCAGCUUACACAGAUACCAAACUGUGGGAGACACGAGAAAAAGAUCCACAGAGCCUGGCUGCACUGGCUGACAUUAUGGACAGGACAUAUGAGAGGAAUCUCCCAGUUAGCUCUCUGACUGUGUCUCGGUUUGUUGACAACAUUUCAUCUCGAGAAGAAGUUGAUCAAGGCGAAUACUACCUUUACAAGUUUCGUCACAGCCCAAAUUGUUGGUACCUGAGAGACUGGACCAUCCACAGCUGGAUCAGACAGUGUCUGAAAUACGGAGCCAGGGAGAAGGCCAUGCACACACUUAAAAAUAAGGUCCAGUUUGGUAUAUUCCCAGACGACUUCACCUUCAACCUGCUCAUAGAUUCUUACAUUAAGGAUGGAGACUUUAAAGGUGCAUGCUCUGUGGUUGAAGAGGUGAUGCUUCAGGAGGCCUUUGACCUUCCCUCCACACAAAUCCUGUCUUUGUAUGCUCUGGGCACUUAUCUAGCAAAAAGACCACAACUCACUGUGUCAGAGGAGAGGGCUUUGGGAGCAUCACUGCUCAUCUCCGGACUGGAGCAAGACAACACUGUUGGCCUGAGCGCCCAGCUGCUUGGCAAUGCUCUCCUAGGAAAGGUGGAGAUGUUAAAGGGCAUACACGCCGUCUUCAAAGGGAUGCCUCUCUUCUGGGGUCAUGGAUAUGUGGGCCGAGCACUGGCUGUCAUGGAGGCAGCUGUUUCUGGUGAUGUCAAGCUGUCCAAAGACACGCUGGACUACGUGAGUGACUUGCUGCAGGACCUGUCUUCUGCCUCAGACACCGACUCAUCCGGAGAAGAGUCCACAGGUGAAGAGGACAAGAAAGAAGACACCGUAGAUGAAGAAGAUCAGGCUGAGCAGGCCAAGCUACCUCAGUAUGCCAACAGAUUCAAGGAGCUGAGCAGCCAACUGGAGUCAAAGGGGAAAGUGGACUCUGCCUCCUUCCAGGCUUUAGUGACCUCUCUGGCCCAGCAGAACCUGGCAGCUGCUGAGAAACCCGACUUGGAGCGGUACGAGAGCCGUGUAGAGGCCUGGGAGGCCGAGAAGAGGCAGCUGAUCCAGAGAGAAAAGGAGAUGAGGGAGCAGGCUGAGAAGGAGAAACAAGAGCGAUUCUCUGCAAAGGCUGCUGCCAAAGUCAGCUGAAACAUGGCUGCUGAAUUGUCCACUGAGUAUGUACAUUAAAAUUGUGUAUACUUAGGAGAUAAUUUUAUUUCUCUAAAAUUGUGAAAUAUUAACAUUGUCAACAUUACAUCUGCUCACGUCGUUAUUGCUUUUGUAUAUGUUAAUUAUUAUGUGCUUAUGUGAUGUGGUGAGUAUUGCUCUGUUUUUAUAGAAUUAAAAUGGGCAAAUAUAAUUAUAUUGUCAAAACAAA
Messenger RNA from Scatophagus argus, 1550 nucleotides. It is a transcript of the gene mrps27, whose product is annotated as mitochondrial ribosomal protein S27. Bases 80 to 1321 code for a protein of 413 amino acids. The record is from RefSeq and is a predicted model, not a curated record. Gene Ontology annotation, cellular component: mitochondrion. Lineage: Eukaryota; Metazoa; Chordata; Actinopteri; Scatophagidae. Gene Ontology annotation, molecular function: protein binding. The transcript is spliced from 11 exons.